Messenger RNA from Fusarium venenatum, 1041 nucleotides. RefSeq names its product Alpha/Beta hydrolase protein. Lineage: Eukaryota; Fungi; Ascomycota; Sordariomycetes; Hypocreales; Nectriaceae. The record is from RefSeq and is a predicted model, not a curated record. Gene Ontology annotation, molecular function: hydrolase activity.
AUGCGAUUCUUCAAAAUUACCUUGGCUUCUUUGGUCUCUGUCGCAACAGCUCUUUCUUCCUUCGACACGUGGGCUCAUGGACGUGUUGCUCUGAACGACGUCAGCAUUCAUUUCAGAUAUGCUGGCUCAGGUCCCCCGCUACUUCUCGUCCACGGAAACCCCCAACACAGCCUGACAUGGCAGUUCAUCGGUCCCAUACUCGCCCAGAACUACACUGUUAUUGCACCAGAUAACCGUGGCGCUGGUGACUCGAGCAUUCCUCCGGAUGGGGACUAUACUGCAGCUGCUUCAGCUGAAGACCUCAAAGGUGUGCUGGACUUUUUGAACAUCACAUCUGCAUAUGUCUUUGCUCACGACAAGGGAGUCGGCAUGGCAACUGCUCUAGCCAUCAAAUACCCCAAUGUAGUCAAGAGACUUGCACUGGCUGAGUACCCUCUUCCAGGCUUUGGAUAUGAGCAAUCGUCAAACCCAGCUGCCUAUUGGGACCUCUACCAGAACUGGCAACUGGCAUUCUUCCAAGUCACUGACCUCGCCGAGUUUCUCAUGUCGGGUAAAGAGAAACAGUUCCUGCAAUGGUACUUCUACCACGGUAGUUACUCCGGAGUCGAGAGUUUCAGCGAGGAGACUGUCAACAGGUACACAAGCAGUAUCUCGAAACCGGGAUUCCUGAGAGCCAUGCUGGGACCCUUUUCCGCCACGACUGUCUUCAAGGAUGCAGAGUUCUUCAAGACUUCGUUGAAUGAGACUAAGUUGGAUGUUCCACUCCUUGGAAUGGGUGGCGAGGCAAGUCUUGGACUUCAAUCUCUUAUUCAAGACUCAUUUGAACCAAUCUCUACGAAUGUUGAGAUUGAUGUUAUUCCAAAAGCUGGACACUGGAUUGCGGACGAGAACCCGAAAUGGACGGCGAAGCGUGUCGCCAAGUUUUUCCAAGAUGGGGAUGAGAGUCCCAAGGAGGUUGACCUGGCUUAUUUGGAUGACAUGGUAACUUUGGAUGUUGGAUACUUUGGUACAAGGAGGAACUUUAAACUUGGAUCCCAGUGA